CAAGAACCUAUACCUCACAAUCAAGAAGCGAGCACAAAGAAAUCAAAUUGGUUUAUACUAGCUCGUAAAAACGAUAUUGGAUAUUGGAUACCACUGUAACCUUGCCAGCUUUACAAUAGCAAGGUUAAGCUGCAUGCGGUACAUAUUGAGAGGCCUUUCUCAGAAUAACAUUUCCUGUCGCCAAAUUCACAAUGGAACUUCCACCGUUUGAUCUAUUAUGGAGUGCAUCUGAAAAACUUAGUGAAUUAGAAACAGCUCUUGAAGAACUAGAUCAAACCAAACUGUUCACAGAUGUUGGUAGACGUAGGAGAAGGCGUAGAAAUGGAGGCUUAUAUGGUAUGGGUUUUGAGGCGGAAGAUCGUGAUUAUUACAAACCUGUGGAAGUAUGCUGUGAUAUUGCCUUCUACACUGAAGAAGAAUACAGAAAGCAUUUAGAUGGUCAUAUUGAAUGCCCUGUUGAAGGAUGUUCAUUCACAGCGCAUCAAAAGGCAAUGCGUAUCCAUAAAGAAGUGGUUCAUGAUAGUGGUCUAUUCGAUACAAUCUAUCGUCAAACAUGUGAUAAGUCUGUACAAAUUUGGAGAGAAAGUCGCAAAAGAAACUACCCAACUUUGGAAAGAGUUGAAGCUAAAAAAAAACUUGUCGAAGGACGUAUAGAAAGAGGACAGAUAUUUGAGACACCUAAAUUCGGGUCUAUGAAUAAACCCAAUUCAAAUGUCCUGCGUCGGUCUGCUGUCAGUGUAUCAUCAAAAUCAAUAUUGCCUAAUAAGACUCCGACUUCAGCUGGUAAGGAUAAUGCUAAGCCCACAGAAUCACAUACAGUGGAUGAUUUAUCAACAGCGGAUAAUGCUAGCCAAGAAUGUGAUAUUAUACGCUUAGUUCCUAUGGAUUAUGAUAGUGAGAAUACAGAUAGUGCAAAUUCACCUGUAAAAGAUACAACUGUAUCUGAUGCCAAAGAAACAAUCACAGAAUCAGUACAGAAGUCAAAUGAUAAGCUGGCUAGUCGACGUCGUAAGCGAGGAAGACGACAAAGAAAUAAAAAUACCAUGGAUGUUAAAACAUGUACAAGCAAUAAAGGAGAAGAAGAAGAAGUGAAUACUGAUUCUAAAAAUGAUCCUUUCGCAUCGCAUCCAUUAGUGAAACUGCAAACAAAACGACGACAAUGCCUAAGUAGUAUCCAUAGUAUACACAGUCGACCUACACUGCUUCAAAUGUUGUUGGCAGAAGAUAUUCGCAAAGAACGUAAUCAACUUAUGCAGUGUAUACGGUAUAUUGUGAAUGAAAAUUUUUUCCAAGAACAACCAACACCACAAGCCCGUGAUAAUUGUGAUAUUUAAACCCUGAUCUAAUUGGGGGGAAAAAAUGCAAAAAAAAAUUAUAUGCUCAGUUGAAUCACUUUUGUAUAUUGUUUAUAAAGAAAUAAUUGUUAAUUGUUUAUGUUCACUUUUUCAAUAAAUCCCCUAUUAGGUCUCCAUUGUGGAUCAUCAGAAUUAGCAUGGGGUUUUUUCGGCGGACGACACGAUUUACUUACGGGCCAGACUGAUAUUACUUUCUUUUUCACAUGACAUAAUCGGAAUCCUUUACGUCGUUUUCUUUUUCCGACUCGCCGACGUACAGGCGCUGUGGAAGGUUGGAGGACUAAUUUCUUCUCAGGUGGUUUGAAUUCACUUGAUCCGUCAACUGCCUGUAAUUCUGAAACGACAACUUGGUUAUUUGAUUCGCUUAUUGUUGUACCACUUUGUUCGGAUUCGAUUACUGUUCUUGGUUUAUUACGCAUUGCCGGUAAAUGAACCAUGUGCCACCAACGAAAACAUUGUGCUGAACAAAGCCGAGGGAAUUCUGAGCACGCUGCACAAACCAUGGUAACUAUCGUUUCAGUUUGCACGUGAUUUCUUAGUCUACAGGUAAUACAAUCCGUGUUGUCAUUGUCGACAUGAAUAGGAACACCAUCAAGAAGCAUAACUUCACGAAGAGAUUCUAUAGAUAUUAAUUUGUGUUUAUUAUUUAAUGAUUUGCAUGCUUCCUCUGAAGUGGAAGUACUUGGUGUAAGCGUUUCACGCAUACUACUCGUUUGACUGGUAGGAGUAGGAGGUUCUGUAUUAUUGGCUUCCUGGUUUGACAGUUCACACAAAUGCUGAUUGUCAUUCAUUGCCUCC
Trichobilharzia regenti is the source of this 2153-nucleotide messenger RNA. Lineage: Eukaryota; Metazoa; Platyhelminthes; Trematoda; Strigeidida; Schistosomatidae. The record is from the annotation of a GenBank genome assembly.